AUGUUCCGCAACAUUGCCCUCCUCCUCACCUCGGCCCUUGCGGUGUCCGCAGCCGUUCUGCCCGCAGCCGAGCUGCCCACUGUGGUCUUCACCCCGGGUGCCUGGCACGGCCCGCAGUCCUUCGAUCUUGUUCGCGCCGGUCUCACGCUCAAGGGAUAUGCCUCCGAGGCUGUGACGCUUCCAUCAGUCGGUGCCGAGCCUGCUACCGUGGGUCUCGAGGAGGAUGCUGCCGCUCUGCGUGCAACUCUCGAGACUCUCGCCGAUGCUGGCAAGCAGAUCGUGCUCGUCGUCCACUCGUACGGCGGCUUGGUCGGCAGCAACGCCGUCAAGGAUCUCGGCUGGCAGCAGCGCGCUGCCGCCAACGAGACAGGUGGUAUCAUCAUGAUGGUGUACCUGAGCGCCUUUGCUGCGCCCAGCGGCACCAGCCUUGUGGAUAUGCUGAGUGGAGAGUUUCUUCCCUGGAUGAGAAUUGAUGGUGAGAAGGUCUACGCCGACACACCCGAGACCAUCUUCUACGCCGAUGUCGACCCUAUUCUCAAGGCCAAGGCGAUUGCUGAGCUGAGUUGGGAGUCGAAGCGUGUUUUCUCCGACCCUGCCACCUAUGAGCCUUGGAACCAGGGCAUCGAGGUCAUGUACUUCCACUGCGAGGCGGACCAGGCCAUCCCCUUGGCCACGCAGGAGGCUAUGGCCGCUCAGUUCCCGUCUGGCUACACCACGUUCUACGCCAACACUUCGCACUCGCCCUUCCUGUCCCGUCCGGACCUCGUUAUCGAGGGCGUCGAGCUGGCGGUCAAGAACGGCCAGGCCAAGCUCUCGUAA
Colletotrichum truncatum is the source of this 819-nucleotide messenger RNA. NCBI's taxonomy places the organism in Eukaryota, Fungi, Ascomycota, Sordariomycetes, Glomerellales, Glomerellaceae. The record is from RefSeq and is a predicted model, not a curated record.